Molecule: messenger RNA, 531 nt
Organism: Closterium sp. Naga37s-1
Lineage: Eukaryota; Viridiplantae; Streptophyta; Zygnematophyceae; Desmidiales; Closteriaceae
Source: the annotation of a GenBank genome assembly
AUGCCUCUGAACCGCUUUGGCAGUCCUCCACACCAAACCAAACCACGUGCUGCACCUGCAGAAGCCCCCCUCCUUUCUCCCUGCCACACCGCUCAAGGUCCAAUCACCCAAACCUGUGGCAACCCCUCCAAGGCUCUCUGGCAGUCCCUCAGGCGCACCCACCUGCUGCACCCACGUGGGCUGCCUCUCUUCCGCCCCGACUGGUCCUACCACCCGCCGCCGCCGCUGUCGCCCCAGCAGACGCAUGCGCUGCCACCCGAUUGGGUGGUGGUGCUGGCCAAGCGACCCGCUAAGCGACGAUCCAUUAGUAACUUUGCGGAGGUGGAGGAGGUGGUGGAGAGGGCGUUUCCGAAUGAGAGGAUUGUGAAGUUCAUCAGCUCGCUGUCUGUGCUGAAAGCUCGAGAGUUGUUUCGGCGCAUGCGUCUCUUCGUAGCAGGCCAUGGGGCAGCUCUCGCCAACCUCGUCUCCCCCCUCCCUGUCACCUCCCCUUCCCCUCCCACCCCUUCCUGCCUCUCCCCCGCUGGAGCUUGA